CUAGGACGGUUGCGACCGGGACCUCGCGGGGGGGAACUGUCGACGCUGCGUGCCCUGUUUUCUCUCCGGCGAAAUCCAUUCCGACGGCAUUCGCUCGUCUGCAGCCGACUGCCGUCUUCGAGCGCACUCCACUGACUCGCAUCACCGCCGUCACUGGUCACCUCCACAAGUCUUGAUCAUCGUCUAGCCGCAACGACACGACUUACUGCCGUCUCUGCAGCGAAAUACGCUCUCGAAUAAUCCGGUAAAUACGCGAUUCAUCGUCGUCGGCGGCAGGAAAACGGUCUACUGCUGCAACGACCAUACAGCCGACCACCCUCGCGAUGAAUUCUAAGCCCGAUGGACAGCAGUCAAAGUAUCAGCUGUCAAAGGACACGGCUGGUCUCCAUUCAACAGAUUUAUUGCCUCAUAAUUUAUCUGGACAGGCACAAACCAGAGAGUUUCUUUUAAAAGUCGUUGAUAUCUUAGUAGAUUACAUUAACGACGUCAAUGAUCGAGACGAAAAAGUAUUGCAUUUUAAGCACCCCGAGGAAAUGUUACGACUGCUGAAAUUAGAUAUUCCCAACGAAGGUGUGCCAUUGCAAAAUUUAAUCGACGAUUGCAGUUUAACACUCAAGCAUCAAGUAAAAACAGGUAAGAAAAACGUUUCAUUUUUAUUGCUUUUCUUAAAAUCCGUUUCAGUAUUUGAACGAGUGUGUUUCCUAACUUAA
Messenger RNA from Rhopalosiphum maidis (corn leaf aphid), 710 nucleotides. Its product is annotated as glutamate decarboxylase-like. The coding region runs from base 324 to 710 and encodes 128 amino acids. The transcript is spliced from 4 exons. Gene Ontology annotation, cellular component: cytoplasm. Gene Ontology annotation, molecular function: carboxy-lyase activity. NCBI's taxonomy places the organism in Eukaryota, Metazoa, Arthropoda, Insecta, Hemiptera, Aphididae. The record is from RefSeq and is a predicted model, not a curated record.